UUUUGCAAGAAAACAAAGAUUUGCUGCAGCCUCUCCCCACGCAACGGGGUUUCUAUAUGUCGCUUCAGUACUUUAUAAAUAUCCUUAUUAGUCAUUUGGGUUGGGAGAAGUAGCAGCGUUACACCCCCAUGCAUUUUAUCUGCUGUAUUUCACUGCUUACCAGGGAAGCAACAUAAGGAUCCACACCUAUAUAGUCUACCUGGAUGGGUGCUGCUACCUCCCCAGAACCAAUAACAUGGGAAUAAUAAUAGGAAGAAACACUCACACUGCGUAAGUGUUCGUCUGCAUUGGAAUAUGGGAAUUCUGCACUUCAAGAGUCAGUCGUGGGUGAAUAAGUGAGAAGUAAGUCAGGAGGUUCCUAUAAGUGAAUGAGUCUGUGCAACUGUGCAAGUUGGAACGUGUUGGAAAGACAAAUACAAAAUGCAUGGAGUCGGGCCAGACAGUGGAGGGGGUUGUACUUGAUGGUUUGAUUAGAUAAACACUGAGAUUAUGUUUCACGGGAAUAUUGAAGGUGCAGGUCCAUGAUCUGCUUCAUGGGAACUUUUUCUGUUUUCAUUACAUCCUGGUGCCACAUGGUUAUGUGCCCUGCAAUUUUGGAUUAAUAUUAGGUUGCUCGCUUGCAUGGAUGUGUGAGACGUGUUCUAGAAGGAAGGGUUAACUAACCCCUAGCAGAGUGCCUGCAGUGGGGCCAGUAUUGGAUCAUAUGGGACUGUACAGAUACAGAGGAUUUCUGCUCCAAGCAGCCCUGCUGUUUCCUGUUCUUCUCCAGAGGAAGCCACAGACUAAUCCCAACUUCUCUGCCUCACCUUUCAUUUCCCCGCUUGGAACUCUGCGCUGCUCAGCCACCACUGACAGUUGAAGUCAGACGCAGCCAUGGAAGGAGCUUUUCUCUGAUGCCUGUCUGGGAUGCUGAAAUUAGAGGGGAUGGAGCUGCAGGAUGCUUUGCUGACUCUUGGCUCCAUCAUCGAAAUUCCUCGCCUACGGGAAGCCAUUAAAGAUGCCAUUGCCUCCGUUCUUCCCAAAGUGGACAAUGCCUUUAUCUACCUGCUGGAUGCAAAGGGACGCCUUGUCUGUCAUGACCCCCCCCACGAGCUGCCUCCGGAAGGAAAACUCAGGGACGCCGUAUUGCUACAGAAACGGAUAGAAUGCAGUGGCCUGACCCCUUCUGAGCUUUUGGGCCAGAACAUGAGCAGUCUGGCAGCUCCGUUACCACCAGAUAAACAAGUGCUGAUCCUCCCAUUACUAGACCAGGAUAUGGCCAGAGUGGUGUCUGUUAUACUGUUACAUUGCAGUCAGUUGAAUGACUCUGAUGAACAGAAUCUCAGAAUCUUGGAGAAGCACACCCUGGUGGCGUGCAAGCGGGUACUGGCCAUUCAGAAACUGCAGCCCGUGUCUCAAAUCCCGAUGUCACCUCUAUCACCUCUGUCACCUCUGUCACCUCGCUCCUAUCACAAUUCAUUGCCAAAACCCACACAGGCUGCCAACAAGAGCUACGAUGAACUGGACCAGAAAAUCCUCCAGCUUUGCGGAGAACUUUAUGAUCUGGACGCAGCUUCUCUACAGAUUAAAGUCAUCCACUAUUUGGAACAGCAGACCCAGUCGCCCUGCUGCUGCCUUUUGCUGGUGUCAGAGGACAGUCACCAACUGUUCUGUCAGGUUGUUGGAGGAAAAGUUUUGGAGGAAGAAAUCAGUUUCCCACUCACAUUUGGCCAUUUGGGGCAGGUAGUGGACAAGAAGAAAUCCAUCACCCUUCAGGACAUCAGCUCGGAGGAGCACCGGCAGCUCAAUAACAUGUUGGGGUUCGAGGUUCAUUCCAUGCUGUGUGUCCCCGUCAUUAGUCGCGCCACCUCCCAAGUGGUAGCCCUGGCGUGUGCAUUCAACAAACAAGGAGGGAAGUACACAGAGGUAGAUGAGCACAAGAUCCAGCACUGCUUCUGUUACACCUCCACGGUUCUCACCAGCACACUGGCCUUCCAGAAAGAACAAAAGUUAAAGUGUGAAUGCCAGGCUCUUCUGCAAGUGGCCAAAAACCUCUUCACGCACUUGGACGAUGUGUCCGUCCUUCUCCAGGAAAUCAUCACAGAGGCCAGAAAUCUCAGCAAUGCAGAAAUAUGCUCAGUGUUCCUGUUGGAGCGGCAGAGUCACGAGCUCGUAGCCAAAGUGUUUGACGGAGGGGUCGUUGAUGACGAGAGCUACGAGAUAAGAAUUCCAGCAGACCAGGGUAUAGCCGGCCAUGUGGCCACCACAGGCCAGAUCCUGAACAUUAAGGAUGCCUAUUCACAUCCGCUCUUCUACCGGGGGGUGGACGACAGCACAGGAUUCAGGACUCGCAAUAUCUUGUGCUUCCCUAUUAAAAAUGAAAGUAACGAGGUCAUUGGUGUGGCAGAACUGGUCAAUAAAAUUAAUGGCCCUGGCUUCACUAAGUUUGAUGAGGACUUGGCUACAGCUUUCUCCAUCUAUUGUGGAAUCAGCAUUGCUCAUUCGCUGUUGUACAAGCAGGUCCGGGAGGCUCAGUUCCGAAGUCACUUGGCGAAUGAAAUGAUGAUGUAUCACAUGAAGGUGUGUGAAGAUGAAACCAAGAAGCUGCAGAGCAAUGGCAUCAUUCCAGUGUCUCAGAUUGACCCUGACUUUGCCAGUUUUACCUACACCCCCCGAUCCCUCCCUGAAGAUGAUACCAUAAUGUGUGUCAUAAGUAUGUUUGAAGACAUGGGCUUUGUCAACAACUACAAGAUUGAUCGCACAACCCUUGUUAGGUUUUGCCUCAUGGUGAAGAAAGGAUACAGAGACCCCCCGUACCAUAACUGGAUGCAUGCCUUCUCUGUCUCACACUUCUGUUUCCUCCUCCACAAGAACCUGGAGCUUGGGAAUUACCUGGAGUACAUUGAAAUCUUUGCAUUGUUUGUCUCCUGUUUGUGUCAUGAUUUGGAUCACAGAGGAACCAACAAUUCCUUCCAAGUGGCCUCUAAAUCAGUAUUGGCAGGUUUAUACAGCUCCGAAGGGUCUGUCAUGGAGAGACAUCAUUUUGCUCAGGCGAUCGCCAUCCUGAAUUCCCACGGCUGUAACAUCCUAGAACAGUUCUCCAGAAAGGAUUACCAGAGGAUGCUGGAUCUGAUGAGAGACAUUAUCUUGGCCACCGACCUUGCACAUCACUUGCGAAUCUUCAAGGAGCUCACAAACAUGUCCCAAGAUGGGUUUGAUCCCCACAAUAAACAUCACCAUUAUCUCCUGAUCUGCCUCCUAAUGACCUCCAGUGACCUCUCCGACCAAACCAAAGGCUGGAAGACCACCAGGAAGAUAGCGGAACUGAUCUACAAGGAAUUCUUCUCUCAGGGAGACCUGGAGAAAGCAAUGGGAAACAGACCGGUUGAGAUGAUGGACAGAGAGAAGGCUUACAUCCCUGAACUCCAGAUCAGCUUCAUGGAGCACAUUGCCAUGCCCAUAUACAAGUUGCUCAAGGAUCUCUUCCCGCAAUCUUCCGAGUUGUACGAGAGGGUCGCGGCCAACAGAGAAAAGUGGACACGCGUCUCUCACAAAUUCACCAUUAGAGGGUUGCCCAGCAACAACUCCCUGGACUUCUUGGAUGAGGAAUAUGACAUACAGGAGGGUUUGCUAGAUGAACUGAAGAUGAACGGUUGUGUGGAGUCGAAGGAAUCUGUUGUGGGCGACUAAUGGGUGGGACAGUGAGACCAUUUCACCCUCAUUUUCUUAUACAACUCUUUAUAGCCUCAGUGUGAAGAGCGGCCGAGUGUUCAGGUCAUGAGGUGAUCUUGCCUCCUGUGUGCAGCGCAAAGCUUGUGUGUUACGCAAAACCACAAUGGCAUCUGGCCAAUCAGAACGAUCCAGACUGAAGAAACUUUUCUUGCCUCAAAAAAAAAAAGAAUGUUUCACGCACAGAACGUUCAGGAAAGGGACAUUCUAAUAGGUUCAGACUUUUUGUGGGUUCUGUUAACUAUGAUGGGAUUGGUUGUCCACGAGGGACCUUGGCGAGUUGCCAGUUUGGGGAAGCAUUAAUGGUUUUUGCUACUACCCCACCCAACACAAUCAUCUACCUUCUCUAUUGUAAUCUACUACUGCCCCCUCCAUGUUUCCUCCUUGCCAAAGCACUGAUAUAUCUACUCUACCCCUGAGAAAGUUUUAAUGGUGGGAACCCCGUUUGGCCAGUUAACCAAAAAUGUACAGAAUGUUAAUGAUCCAACCGCUUGGUACCUUAGUACUGAUACCUGUGGUCCAACAGAAGGGGUCCCAUUUCCAUCUCAUCCAUACUUGCUUCUCUCCUGUGCCACCUUCAUUCUUUAGGGGCCCCUGGGUUCUCUCUGGUUUGCCAGCUGGAGAACGAAAGAACAUUUUAAAUUCAUGCAAUCAAACUGAAUACUGAGUGGGAUUGGCUACAUAUACAAAGAAACAUGUUUAACUGGGGACACACUCAGCUCAGCUGAUUGUUGGCCCUCUUAACAGAUUUUAUUUUAAAGAAAAAAAAAAGCCCCUCCUCUCCCAGACUUUGUUUCCGGUGCGUAGCCACUAAUUCUGUACAUAUUUACUUGGCAAAUUUGGGAAUUUCCAUGUAAUUUGUUAAAAGGGACCCAUUCAUUGUAGAGGAAACCAAUUAUUGGAAUAUCUCCAGAUUUCUCCUGUAACAUAUGGCCCAUAAUGUAGUUGACUACUGUUUCUUUUUUUACUGGACUACACAUUGCACUGAACCACUGCCCUCCACAUGGUCCUACAGAGAGGUCCACACCUGCCUGGAGAUAAACAAAUCCUCAACUCUUCAACAUGUGGCACCCAAAGUAUUCUUCACAUUUAUCGUUGCCUUUUGGAGGUGCUCAAAACCACAAACACACUGUACAAUUGUAUCAAGGGCUACUGCUUAGUUUUGUUCUUGGGUUCAUUAGAGAACUGCUUACUUUUGGUUUUGGUUUAAACCAGUCUGUGUUGCAUUAAGAAACCCAUAUUUCCUCCAUGAAUCAAUCCAUUUAGGCACUGCCCAUGGGUCUGUUCUUCUUGAGAAAUAAUGUACCAUGAAAGUUACGGCUCAGCGUCCAACCCAGGGGUACAGAAGCCAUAUGAGUGAAUAUCCACAUAAAGCUAAAGUUGGCUCUGUUGCAUCUUUCGGAUAUUGUUUGGCCCCUGGUGUCUGGGACACUGCACAUGCUCAGUGAGCUCUGACCUGUUCUAAGGACUUGUGAGAAAAGUGGUGUAUUGGUGCACCCCAACCAUGUACAUCUCUGGUGGCAUGAAUUCAUUCACGCUCCCUUUGAAUAGACGUUACACUCAAAUAAAACUUUUAAUAAUGUCAACUGUAUCCUAAAAACCCCAAGAUAAUGGAACAUCAAGGGGAGAACUAAUAAGGGAAAACCAGGAGUGCAUCUCAUUCAAAGGGGGCCUUUCUAUUUAGUUUAUUCUUGCACAAUUCUCAAUGGGCAUCCACAGUCUCAAUCAUGUCAACAGCAGGUCCAUUCAAAGACCCAGAGAAGAUGUGGGUCAACAUUUGAGGAGUAGAGAGGGCCUCUAGGCUGGUACAGUAAGCUAAUUGGAUCCUUUCUAGCCUAAUUUUUUGUGGGUUUUAAUUUCUCUUUGCAUUUCAUCAUGGGCAUGAAGAAGACAGAAGAAGGGAGGUCUUUCUUGCCAAAAGCAGAGACACCAUGCUAGAGGCUGGACAUUGUUGGUUCAGGGGAAGGGUUGGUUCAGCCUGCAGCAUUGUGGCCCUCUCCUCGUGACUGGCUCUAGUCCUGUGGAUGCUACUAAACUCUGUAAUAGGAGGAACUGCUGCAAAGUUGUGUAAUGACUUAUUUUUAUACUGAUAUCAAAGCUGCUCCUCAGAGACAAUGGGCUCUGGGGUGAGUGUCGGAACAGAAAUAAUUUAUUGUAUGUGUAAAUAGUGAUAUUAUUCUCAAUGACUGAUGUAUCAAUGCCAAAACGUCUCACACUGACAGAUUAGCAGGCUUGGAAAGGGACAUCCCUAACAUUUUUGGAGUUUGCCAAGUGAUUUACCUACUAGCCGGCAUUUUGGUCAUGUAGUGCUGGAUUUGGGUGCUUUUCUGCUGAUGAAUACAGUCCAUGUGCUAUUCCCCUUAUAGUCUGUAUGAGUCAGUAUCUCCACUAGAACUGUUUGAUUCCAAAACUUGAGCCAACCCAUCAGUUUGGUAACCGCUAUACUAGUGGCUAUACCAUUCCCUACUUUGUACAAGGGCUGAAGCACAUGGACUUCACCAAGAGAGAGGUGCAGAACUUCAGUUAGGAUAGACUGGUUACAUGUUCUACUAGAUACUCCCAAAAUUCCAUCUUGAAGGUCAGGGUGAUAUUUAGGAUGCACAUUUAUUUGCUGUGUCCACGUGUCUGUAGCCCAGUUGUGAGCGAACUGAAGGUUUAGGAUACAGCACCAAGUGGAGACAAAUGGAAUCAUUGCAGAUACACAUAGCAAUCAUACAAGUUUAUAAAGCUCCAGUCUUCUGCUUGUCCAGGUCCGACUACUGCAGAAACAGAACAUGACCAAUGACCUUGGGGUGUCCCAAUCCAACAUCAACAAAUUCUCCUCUCUGGCUUUUUGCUCCUGUUUUACAUUAAAAUCUGGGUGCAAGUAAUGCCAGUAUAAUCUUUCCCAGUGCCAUCAGAAACACCAUGAGGGUGCCGUAGCCAAUUCUACCCACUUGUUUUUGUUUUAUGCCCUCCGUGAAAGGACAGUUGAAGCGAAUGCACAAAAAGAAGUGGAAGGGAGUGACGUGCGAGUGCAUUUCUAUAUGUGCCUGUGUUCUCUAGCACUCUGUUGUUCCAUAUGUACAGCCUUUCUACCACUGACAUAUCUAUAUAAAGAUACCAAAUGUU
This is a messenger RNA of Xenopus laevis (African clawed frog), 6819 nucleotides long. It is a transcript of the gene pde2a.L, whose product is annotated as cGMP-dependent 3',5'-cyclic phosphodiesterase-like. Bases 907 to 3669 code for a protein of 920 amino acids. Lineage: Eukaryota; Metazoa; Chordata; Amphibia; Anura; Pipidae. The record is from RefSeq and is a predicted model, not a curated record. The transcript has 30 exons.